Cryphonectria parasitica EP155 is the source of this 761-nucleotide messenger RNA. RefSeq lists its product as uncharacterized. The transcript has 2 exons. Bases 90 to 608 code for a protein of 172 amino acids. Lineage: Eukaryota; Fungi; Ascomycota; Sordariomycetes; Diaporthales; Cryphonectriaceae. The record is from RefSeq and is a predicted model, not a curated record.
GCAGCCACUCAAGCUUCAUCUUGAAUACCAAUAGUCAAUCAUCUCGUCCCUAUUUCCAGACGCUGUUUGUACCGGAAUUCCAAUUCAAGAUGCAAUUCUCUACUUUUCUCCUUGGCCUCGCUGUUGUUGUCUCAGCAAACGCCCUUCAUCCAAGACAGCCGCAAAUCACCCCGGCACCAAUCAUCAAAGCUCGCCAGGACCCUUUCUCUGAGAUAAGCUCAGAGGCAGGCAAUAUCAUCAGCGAGGCGUCAUCCAUAGCGGCCGACGUAUCUUCCGCGUUCGAGGCCGCCGGAAGCGUCGGAAGCCAAAUAUUCAGCGAGGUCUCAAGCGAUCUAGCGAGCAUCACUGCUGCCGCCGCCACAGUCGAAUCAUCCCUGGCGGCCGAGCUCUCCACAGCCACGGGCCCGGUCAAAUCGUCCAUCGAGGCGGCUUUGAGCUCAUUCAAGAGCUCCCUCAGCACUGCCACAGCAGCACUGCACACGCAGACCUCCACCACUUCGAGUGGUGCCGCCUCCACCAGUACCCAGCAGGGGGCUGCAUCCGCUCAGACUGCAGUUGUCAAGAUCGGUGCGCUGCUGGGUGGUGUGGCUGUGUUGGCAAACCUUUGAGCUGCACACACUGGGUGAGGAGGCGUUCGGGUUCUUCGGCGCAUGGGCUUGAGUCUUGUACUUUUUGGUUCAAUCUUUAGUUGUAAAAGGAAGUGGGGCCUACUCGGAUUACUUGUACAAUGCCGAUGAAUAAACAUAUUAUUUACCCAAUGC